UGAAGAUCAGUGUCAGUUUCCAACAAGGACUCUAUAUUUAGAUGGCAAGGGGACUGGGUGACCCAGUGUGAAUGCAACGUACAGUACAAACACGCUCCUCUCCUCCACACACUCUUUCACCCGCUAGCCUUUUCUUUUCUAUGGGUAUAUGGUGUGUUUUGGUACUUCUCGUGUUUCUCUUUUAGAAGAAGCUUCCUCACACCACCAUGACAGGCUCAUGCGACUUAGAGAAUGGCUAGUGCUUGGCAAGAGACUACCGCUUGGUGAUUAGUGAAGUGGCAGUAAGAGGGGACCAUGUGCCAGUCUGAGGUGCCAGAGGUCAGACUGGGCCUGAACAGUCCUGACCCACUAGUGAGAGAGGCUUUUCUUAUGGCCCAUGACUACAUAGAAUAUGUAACCACAGGGGGGGCAGAUGGCUCCAUGGGUGCUGCCCCUACAGCCUGCACUGCAGCCCUGCGUCACGCCGGAGAUGAGCUCCUCACUCGCUUCCCCAUAUUCUUCAAACGCUGGCCUCGUGUCUUCCAAGAUGUGACGGAGAGCACGGCUUGCCCCAUGCUCAUAAGCAUCCUGGAUGAGCACUUCUUUCCCCCAGUUCCUGGGGGGCGCCGCAGGGACCUAGCCUGGAGUGCAGUGCUGUCUGUGUAUGUACUGGCUGGCCAGAUGGCACUGCAUUGCCAUGAGAGGGGCAUGUUGGUGGUUCUGCCACAGCUGAAGGAGUGUGUGGGGGCCUACGUGGAGAGGGUCAUCUGCCCAGAGAUAAGAAACAAGGGGGGAUGGAGUGGUUUUGUGUCGCGCUUUGGAGAGAAGCAGGGCUUGGAGGGCCAGGUGAAGAAACUGUGCUGUUGGACAUUGUUGGCAUUGGCCAUAAGCAUCCUCACCUACUUCUUGUGGAAAAGAAUGGCUUAGCCAACACUGCCACCAGGUGACCACAACCAGAAACUCUCCAAGCUGCCACAUUAAAGUGUCAGUGAUGUUUAAAGGUCUAGCUUUAAACUGUGUAGAAACUUGUUACUCAAUAAAAAAAACCCAUACACAUCAUAGCUAGUGUUCUGGUAAUAACAGACAUGGUAACCCAAGAUGUAAGAGUAUUUAAGCUAAGCCAUUCCAACAGUCACAUUGGCAAAAAUGGAGUCAAUUAUGUUGUUUAUGCAGCUGUACGUGAACUUUGAACUGGCAUCAUAAAGUAAUUUGCCCUGAGCUCCACAUCAGCUGUGCACAUGACAAGACAAGACAGGACAAGACAACUUUGUUUGUAUAGCCCAUUUUUACAAGAAGUUUGUCUCAAAUGGCUUUACAUAACAUCAUAGCAACAUCCUGUACCCUCACGUCGACUAAGGAAA
Messenger RNA from Scatophagus argus, 1340 nucleotides. It is a transcript of the gene bcl2l16, whose product is annotated as BCL2 like 16. The record is from RefSeq and is a predicted model, not a curated record. Gene Ontology annotation, cellular component: mitochondrial outer membrane. Lineage: Eukaryota; Metazoa; Chordata; Actinopteri; Scatophagidae. Gene Ontology annotation, biological process: extrinsic apoptotic signaling pathway in absence of ligand; intrinsic apoptotic signaling pathway in response to DNA damage; regulation of apoptotic process. Bases 295 to 906 code for a protein of 203 amino acids. Gene Ontology annotation, molecular function: protein homodimerization activity; protein heterodimerization activity. The transcript has 3 exons.